CUUUGUUUUAUAGUGGUUUCAUGCGUAAUAAACGAAGAUGAUGGAUUUACUAUCGCCUUUUCGUUCCUUUCUUAAGCCGAAAAAAAUAAUCACGGAUAAUAAUGUGUUUCGACUACAUUAUAAAUUCACGGUGAUAAUGUUGUUCAUGUUCACUUUGAUGGUUACUUCUAAACAGUUUUUUGGGGAACCAAUGCAUUGCAUGAGCGGAUCAGACAAAGAUGAUAACAAGGAUGCGAUAAACAAUUACUGUUGGAUUUAUGGGACGUAUACUUUAAAAAGCCAACUAAACGGAAUAGAAGGCAAGCACAUGGUGUAUGCCGGUGUAGGUCCUGGCUUAAAUAAAAAUGAUGACCAAAUUGAGCAUACUUAUUACCAGUGGGUCUGUUUUGUUCUACUCGGACAGGCUUUCAUGUUCUACAUACCACAUUACCUUUGGAAGUCUUGGGAGGGGGGCAGAGUUAGAGAUUUGUCUGCUAAUUUGACAUUCCCGAUUGUAGCAAAAGACUGGUCUGAUGGACCUCGUCAGCAACUACUGGCCUACUUCAAUAGUCUGAACACAUGCACACACAACAUGUAUGCACUUCGGUUUGCCUUCUGUGAAUUUUUGAAUCUUGCUAAUGUGAUUGGUCAAAUAUUUCUCUUGGACAUAUUUUUGGAUGGCUCAUUCCGCGAUUAUGGUGCUGCUGUGGCUUCAUUCACCCAUCAUCCGCGACUCUCCACAGACAUGACUGACUUUGUCUCAGUUAACCCAAUGGAUAAAUUUUUCCCGAAGGUAACGAAAUGCUGGUUCAGAUCAUAUGGACCUUCAGGAACCAUACAGUUCAAAGACCGACUAUGUGUGCUACCAUUGAAUGUAAUAAAUGAAAAGAUUUUUAUUAUACUUUGGUUUUGGCUGGUUAUUUUAGCUUCUCUCUCGGCUCUAGCGGUAUUGUUUCGUGUACUAAUAUUUUGUAUACCAGCUUUACGUACGUACAUCCUUACAGCCCGGUUGAGACGUAUCAAGAGGUCUCCGGUAUCAAAAAUUGUUAAACAUUACAGUUUUGGUGACUGGUUUGUACUUUACUUGCUGAGCAAAAAUAUCAAUCAAAUUGUAUGUAUAGAUUUAGUUAAGGAAUUGGCAAAGGACUUACAGUGGACUGAAUGUGUUUAAAUCUUUAUAUUUUAUAACU
Messenger RNA from Papilio machaon (common yellow swallowtail), 1169 nucleotides. RefSeq names its product innexin inx2 (gene Inx4). Gene Ontology annotation, biological process: phototransduction. Gene Ontology annotation, cellular component: plasma membrane; gap junction. The record is from RefSeq and is a predicted model, not a curated record. The coding region runs from base 38 to 1150 and encodes 370 amino acids. Lineage: Eukaryota; Metazoa; Arthropoda; Insecta; Lepidoptera; Papilionidae. The transcript is spliced from 4 exons. Gene Ontology annotation, molecular function: gap junction channel activity.